AUGGCACACGCCGACAAGCAAGCAGAUUUCGAGGAGCUUUGGGUUCAAUUGGAAAUGUUCGCUAAGUCUAGGGACAAGACAGACAGGAAGCAGUCCCGUGUCAUUGCAGAACAUCUCGUCGUCGGCUACAGCGAACUCUCACGAUCUUACCACAUUCGCGCUUACAUGGCACUGGCCUCGCUUUUGUGUGCUCGGGAUUCUCUUCGUGAGGUCGCAGAGGGCCGCGUAGAGGUCCAGACCGAGAUCCGGGCCGAGCUACGCGCCAGGAUAUUGUUUGAGCUCCAGACAGAACUCCGAACUAUCAGGGAAGCAUACAAGAACAAGACCACCUCAGUAUCCACACUCAUAGUCACGACUCGGCUCGGGCCUGGUAGCCAGGAAGAGCCUAUUGACCUAACUCUCGAAGACGACUUUAUCUCUUCCGAUUCUUCCGACAACAACAACAACAACACCAAUUACAGCGAGCUUAUCGACCUGACUCUCGACGACGAAUGUGUCCCUAUCAACAACUCAGGCGACGAGUCUUAUAUCAACUUCGACAGUGGUUACGAGGAAGGAACAGACAUCUUGUCGACACAAUUCUCCUCGCCCCUAUGA
Molecule: messenger RNA, 597 nt
Organism: Aureobasidium uvarum
Lineage: Eukaryota; Fungi; Ascomycota; Dothideomycetes; Dothideales; Saccotheciaceae
Source: the annotation of a GenBank genome assembly